GCUGUUCUAAUCAGUUUGAAGACUUCUAACGAAUCCUCACAAUGCCUCGUUUCUUGUUAAUCGUUGUGGUUCUUGUAAUUUGUAGCCAAAUAAAAGCAGACAACCCGAAACGCAAGACGACCCACGAGCUGAACGAACUGAAGGAGAAAGUCGACGAUAAGUACGACAACUUAGAAAAACGACUGAAAAAGGCCGAAGAAGAAAUCACCAAAGAGGCCCAAAAACUGAUCGACGAAAACAACCAGGAUGUCGACAAGGAGUACAAAAAUCUAAAGAAAGACCUCGAUGAAGUGGCCAGGAAGAACGAAACGUGUGUGGAACCACUAAAGGAACAACUGGAAAUGGAGUACAUGGAAGCCAAGGAGGCCUCCAACUGCACCGAGCCCAUCGUUGAGGACACCAAGAUGGAGCUGGAGAAACUAAAUAAGACAGCCAUGGAUGUGAAAAAGGAAGUGGACGGGCUGGAGAAGCAAGUUAAGGACUGUGGAAACAAAGAGGAUUGUUUGAAAGGAGCCCUUGAUGACAUCAAGGAGAGUCGUGCCUCCAAAGACCUCAGCAAAAUUAAAAAGAAAGUCAAGGACCUGGUUGAGGACAAGCAGGACCAGCUGAAGAAGUGCAAGACCGUCAGGAGGUUCAAGAACAAAGCCAGACGUGUGUUGGACGAAGCCAAAGACUGUGAAUGAAACUAAUGACAACCAUCAACUUGGAACAAAAACAUUUUAAUUGUAUUAACAAAUUCCAAUCAAAAUAAACUAAUAAAUAUGCACUUAGUAAGAGUA
Messenger RNA from Aethina tumida (small hive beetle), 779 nucleotides. RefSeq lists its product as uncharacterized. The transcript has 2 exons. The record is from RefSeq and is a predicted model, not a curated record. NCBI's taxonomy places the organism in Eukaryota, Metazoa, Arthropoda, Insecta, Coleoptera, Nitidulidae. The coding region runs from base 42 to 683 and encodes 213 amino acids.